ACACUUCAGCCCAGACUUGUAGAUGUUAAAUGUUGAGGAUGGAGGGGAAAAGGGAGGUUGGUCUCCUCCUAUUGAACCUGAGGGAGGAGUCUCUGCGCGCCGAGGCACAGCUAGGACACACGCACUUGAAGGUUGCUAAGAGACACGCACGCACACCUCUUACCUGUCCGCCUUUCUACACUCGGUGAACAGAGGGAAUGACUUGUAUGUUCAUGUCGGAGAUUCGAGGAUUUCUGGUUGCACACAGUUCGGAUUUUAAUGAAUACAAUAUAAAAUAACGCGCGCCGGGACCGGCCGGAUGAGGAGGGCGGUGUUACGUUCAGGUGCACACAGGCUGCAGCCUGUUGAUCUGCUCUGCUCUGCUCUGGACUUCCCUGUUAUAUUUCACAGCGAGGACGUGAGGAGCCAGAGUGAAAGGCCUUUAUUUGACAGGACAGCUUAGACCUGAAAGUGGAGAGAGAGCAGGAAUGACAUGCAGCAAAGGGUCGCAGGUCGGAAUUGAACCCGUGGCCACUACGGAGAGGACCGAGCAUCUGUACACGCUCUACCAGAUGGCUCCAGAAACAGCACCCUGGUUUUUGAUGGAGACGUCCUUCUCCAGCCUGCAGCUGCAACACAUCCGGCCCGGAGCCCUCUGACCCGACGGACCCAUCAUCUCCACACCUGGCACAGAUGCAGAGGGGAGGCAACAUGCCUGUGGCCCGCAGGAAAGUGAGGGUGCUCUGCGCGACGAUGAUGCUCAACGUCAUCAUCUUUUUCCUAGUGGGCGUGUCCUGGAACCUUGGGCGGGACAAAAGUGACCGCCCUAAGGUUCGAAUCCCGUCCAAGAGGUUUUGGCGCCAACAGGUGCCGAGCAAAUAUUUCUGGAACAAGGAGCAGCAGCGCCUGGACUUGAUCUACAACCCCAUCUUCAACUCUCUGCCAAGUGACUCUCUCAUCGAGCUGCCUGAUUGGCUGAACGACACCGGGCCAGUCAACCCCUGCGAACCGGACUACAGAGUCCCCACGCAGAUCUCAGACUACAACACCCUGCCACACCGCUUCCAGGAUUUCCUCCUGCACAUGCGCUGCAGGACGUACCCCAUGCUGAUAAACCAGCCGCAUGUUUGUGACCAGAAACCCUUCCUGCUGUUGGCGGUCAAGUCACUGAUCCCGCACUUCGACCGGCGGCAGGCAAUCCGUGAAACGUGGGGCCGCGCGGGUGCCUUAGCCAAUCGCACCGUGGUGACGGUGUUCCUGCUGGGCAACGCGUUGCCGGUGGACCACUUCCCCGACCUGCUGGGGAUGCUGGGCCACGAGGCAAAGCUGCACAAAGACGUCCUCCUGUGGGACUACAGGGACACCUUCUUCAACCUCACCCUGAAGGACGUCCUCUUCCUGGAGUGGUUCAGCCAAAACUGUCCCCACGCUCAGUACGUCCUCAAGGGAGACGACGAUGUCUUUGUCAACACCUUUCGAAUUAUUGAACUCCUGGGAGGCCUGUCUGACAUCAAGGCCAAGGAUCUGUUCAUAGGUGACGUUAUCAGCGACGCCGGUCCGCAACGAGACCGGAAACUCAAGUACUUUGUCCCAGAGAGUGUAUUCACGGGGCAGUACCCGGCGUAUGCAGGAGGCGGAGGGUAUCUGUACUCUGGGGAGUUGGCGCUACGCCUUCGCAACGUUUCUCGGCAGGUAGCAUUGUAUCCCAUUGACGAUGUCUACACGGGGAUGUGUUUGAAAAAGCUGGGCCUGGUUCCUGAGAAUCACAGGGGCUUUAAGACGUUUGACAUCGAGGAGAAGUACAGGAACAACCCGUGCGUCUACAGGAAGCUGAUGCUGGUUCACAGCCGCACACCACAGGACGUGUUGAAGAUCUGGCCGUGGAUUACCCAUCCGGAGCUGGACUGCCAGUGAACACAUUCGUCUUUGUUUGCACUGUUGAGUUUGAUUGUGAGGGUGAUUCAGAAUAUAGACAGGAAUGAAAAUGGAAAAUUAGGUGUGUGUAAGUGCUACUGAAGUGGAGAUUUCUGGCUCAGAGUCUGAGAACAAAACCUUUCAAGAUAUGGAUUGUAAAAAAAUAAAAUGUAAAUAAAAAUAACAGAUAUCAGCGUGAAACUUCCCCAUUUGAUUACUUAUGUUUAAAUAUGCAAAUGACGCAUUAUCUAAUGCUAACUUUUGGUACAUUUUGAAGAAAUCUACAGACACAAACAGGCAAAGUGUAGUAAAAAUGUUUUCUUUCUACCAGUCUGAAAGAAAAAAUGUUACAGAAAAUAGCCCAAAACCUCAAAAUUGAACAAAAUGUUUUUGUCUGUAGUGUCUCUCUUUAAAGGUAAAAUAUGUAAUAAGUAUUGCCUUACUGUUUGCACACCGUUGAAUGUUGGCUCCUCCUCCCCGGCUCAAUGGUAAGAGAGAAAGAGGGAGCACAGCGGUUGUCGAGCGAUCUAGAGAGUGAAUAAACAGAGGGAGCAGUGAAUCGGAGGAAUAAAAAAAUCUUUUCUCACAUUGUUUUGCAGCAGUUAUGUUCUAAAGCACAAAUAAACACACCCACACCUCUCUGCAGGAAGGUGCAGCAUUGUUGCAUUAUGACUGAAAGCAGAGCUUCAUCGUGUCUGUUUCUGUGUGUUGAUGUCAGUUAGACUUGUGCGUCAGUAUGAGGCCACAUUUACAUUGCUACAUUUUGGUUUAAAACUAAUAUCUUUUGCUACGUUUCCUCCUAUUCCCCCUGCUCUGACAUUUCCCCCUCUC
Sander lucioperca (pikeperch) is the source of this 2724-nucleotide messenger RNA. Its product is annotated as N-acetyllactosaminide beta-1,3-N-acetylglucosaminyltransferase 2-like. NCBI's taxonomy places the organism in Eukaryota, Metazoa, Chordata, Actinopteri, Perciformes, Percidae. The transcript is spliced from 5 exons. Gene Ontology annotation, cellular component: membrane. The record is from RefSeq and is a predicted model, not a curated record. Gene Ontology annotation, molecular function: hexosyltransferase activity. Bases 673 to 1893 code for a protein of 406 amino acids.